GAAACGAUGCAUUUUGGUCCUGCACCGGCAAGAGGAGCACAAUUGCGUCGUCACAAAACAAAGAAGAACGUUCGACUUACACAAGGAAAUUUGAUCUUAGAUUGUCCAAUCCCGAGUAAAUUACAAAGUUUCUUGAGCAGACGAGGAGAGGAGGAAUUCAUGAGUAUGCGAUACACUGCCGCUACCUGCGAUCCAAAUGAUUAUGCAACAUCCAACUUCAACCUAAGGCCUGCGAUCUUUAAUCGUCAUACGGAAAUCUUUAUUGCAAUCACGCUGUACAACGAAGAUGAAGUCCUAUUCACAAGAACACUACACGGUGUGAUGAAGAAUAUUGCUCAUCUAUGUUCCAGAAACAAGAGUAGAACAUGGGGACCAGAAGGAUGGAAGAAAGUGGUUGUGUGCAUUAUUGCAGAUGGACGUAAGAAAGUUCACCCUCGUGUUUUGGACGUUUUGGCCUCUUUGGGUGUUUAUCAGGAAGGUGUUGCCAAGAAUGUGGUCAACGGAAAACAAGUAGAAGCACACAUUUACGAAUACACAACGCAAUUGUCAAUCGAUUCCAAUCUUCAAUUCAAAGGUGCUGAACGAGGAUUGGUUCCAACACAAAUUAUCUUCUGUAUGAAAGAACGCAAUUUGAAAAAGAUCAACUCGCAUAGAUGGUUCUUCAACGCUUUCGGACCGGUUUUGCAACCCAACGUUUGCAUCUUGCUCGAUGCAGGAACAAGACCCGAAGCAAAGUCCAUCUACUACCUAUGGAAAACAUUUGAUCUAAACUCAAACGUUGCCGGUGCUUGUGGUGAAAUCACGGCAGACGUAAAGGGAAAGUGGGGCGUUGGUCCUGCUCUUUUGAACCCAUUGGUAGCAGCACAAAAUUUCGAAUACAAGAUCAGUAACAUUCUCGACAAAACAACCGAAAGUAUUGCAGGAUAUAUUUCAGUUUUGCCUGGUGCAUUUUCAGCUUAUCGUUAUAUAGCUUUGCAAAAUGAUGAAAUGGGACUUGGACCACUUGCUUCUUACUUCAAAGGUGAAACCAUGCACGGUGCAGAAGCUGACAUUUUCACUUCAAAUAUGUACCUUGCCGAAGAUCGUAUCCUUUGUUUUGAACUGGCAGCAAAACGAAACGAAAAUUGGGUUUUACGUUAUGUAAAGAGUGCAAGAGGUGUUACCGAUGUGCCGGAUCGAAUGCCAGAAUUCAUCAGUCAACGUCGUAGAUGGUUAAAUGGUUCCUUCUUUGCUGCUGUUUAUUCGCUCACCCAUACAAUGCAAUUCAUUCGAAGUGGACAUGGAUUUUGGCGAAAGAUCGUUUUGAUCAUCGAGGCGCUUUACAACUUUAUCAAUUUGUGCUUCGCUUGGUUCAGUUUGGGCAAUUACUACAUCUUCUUCCGUAUCUUGAGUCAAUCUUUGGAAUCUCCUUCGUUUGGUUUAAAGGGUGUGGGAAUUUGGAACACAAUCGUGCAAUACAUUUAUAUCGGUACAACGAUCGGAUGUUUCAUCUUGGCUUUGGGUAAUAGACCACAAGGAAGUAAUAAAAAGUACGUCAUGGUUGCUUGCAUAUAUGCUUGCUUAACGGUAUACAUGUUGAUAGCAGCAGUUUUGUGUCUUGCAAAAGCAAUCAAAAAUGCUAAGCAUGAUGCAAUUUACAGUCAAAUGGUCUUUUCCGUUUUGGCAACGUAUGGUGUUUAUUUCUUAUCAAGUGUGAUCGCAAUGGAUCCUUUGCAUUUGAUCACAAGCUUUUUCCAAUAUUUGCUUCUUGCUCCAAGUUACAUCAACGUUCUCAACACGUAUGCAUUCUGUAAUUUGCACGAUUUCAGUUGGGGUACAAAAGGAAGUACAACGAUGGACAAUGAUUUGGGUACGGUAACCAGCACAGAUCAAAACGGAGUUGUAGAAGUGGUGCUACCAACAACACAAGCUGAUAUCGAUUCACUAUACGAUAAAUCUUUACACAACUUACGUACACGACCUAUGAUCAUCAAAGGAGCAGAAGGAUGGGAAGAAAAAGAAUUGAGAAGGUUAGAUUUCUAUAGGAAUAUUCGAACAGACGUUUUGCUUGCUUGGAGUUUAUCAAACGGUGUUCUUGCAGCUUUGAUUUUGGGUGGAAAUAAUUCGGGAACUUUUGAUCCUGGAAGUGGAACAACCCGAAGCAAAGUUUAUAUGGUUCUCGUUCUCGUCUUUGUUGGUGCAAUGGCUUGUGUUCGUUUUGCUGGAAGUACAAUCUUUAUGCUCAUGCGUCUCAUUGCUGGAUAAAAAGUACGUUUUCAAUUCUUUCCCUUCAAGCACCUUUCUCCUGUUGCACUCGGAUUCUCCAGACAUACUGUAUAAAACCCACAUUUCCGUUAUCAUCUUACUCAA
This is a messenger RNA of Meira miltonrushii, 2349 nucleotides long. RefSeq lists its product as uncharacterized. Gene Ontology annotation, cellular component: cell septum; cell periphery. The record is from RefSeq and is a predicted model, not a curated record. The transcript has a single exon. Gene Ontology annotation, molecular function: chitin synthase activity. Bases 7 to 2244 code for a protein of 745 amino acids. Lineage: Eukaryota; Fungi; Basidiomycota; Exobasidiomycetes; Exobasidiales; Brachybasidiaceae.